Eimeria necatrix is the source of this 720-nucleotide messenger RNA. RefSeq lists its product as hypothetical. The transcript has 6 exons. Bases 1 to 720 code for a protein of 239 amino acids. Lineage: Eukaryota; Apicomplexa; Conoidasida; Eucoccidiorida; Eimeriidae. The record is from RefSeq and is a predicted model, not a curated record.
AUGCAGGCGCCCGGAAGCUUGUUGGUCCUACGGGUGCGGAAGAUCAGCUGCGGCACUCAGCGCUCACCUCGCGCCGCUGCAAGCCGCUCAAAAGAGGGAAUCUCGCGUUUUCGAGACCUCCAAACCCUGAAAACGUUUCAAACUCUUCUACACGGAGCCUUUUAUUGCACGAUCUUUGCGGAUCUGCUUGUGUUUCAGCGACUUGGGCACCCCAGCCUUUCCUCCAGCGGCCGCCUGCACACCAUGAGCCAGGACUUGGCUUUCGUAGAAGAGCGCCUCGUCCGCGCCCUGCAAAAGCCCCAAAUGGACCAUUCGCUGACGCAGACGCUCGACCGGCUGCGGGCGUUGCGGGAAAUGGUCGCGGCCAUUCAGGCCAAGCACUCGGAGGUGACCUCCCUGUGGGAUAGCAUCGCAGCGGCGGCUCGCAGCCAGGCCUGCUGCUUGCAGUACCUGCAGACUUUACAGGCGGUGGCGGAAGCAAAUGGCUGCUUGCAGCAGCAGCCAGAGGGGCUGUGCGCGUCAGCUGAGGAGUUUGCGAAGUACUUGUGGCCGAGAGAGUUUUCCAUGGACAGCAGCCAGCCGUACCUGCCUUCGCUGUCUUUCGCCGGCAGCAGCUUCAGCAGCAACUUGGCGCCGGUGGGCGCCGGGCAGGAAAGCCCGUCUAUGCAGGGAAUGAGCGGCUCCGCAGCGAGGCCGGCGAAGGAGCCGAAGUGCUCCUGA